Molecule: messenger RNA, 1017 nt
Organism: Camelina sativa (false flax)
Lineage: Eukaryota; Viridiplantae; Streptophyta; Magnoliopsida; Brassicales; Brassicaceae
Cellular component (GO): nucleus; 90S preribosome
Source: RefSeq, a predicted model, not a curated record
ACCUAAAUUUGGGUGUGACUCUUUAUAACGCCGCUCUUCUUCUCCAUUGUAUCCACCAUACACUGGAAAAAAACAUGGCAAUCACAGAGGUAAAACCCUCCGCCAAUAAAAACCCUAAAAGAAAUCGGAAUCGAUCACUGGGUCCGAAGAAAGAUUUGAAGAAGAAGAAGACUAAGAAGUCGAAAGCUCCAACCUUUGAUAAGACCAUUGAGAAGAAAAAGAAGAAGAGUAAGAAGUCGAAAGAGCCUACCUUUUAUAAGACCAUUGAGGACGACGAAGAUGUUCUGAUACCAGAACCCGUAUCUGCCGCUGAGCAGCUUAGCUACUUUCUAAAUCUGCUUGAAUCCGCCAUUGGUAUACGAGUUUCUUCUUUAGAGCUCGAUUCCAUUAAAGAUACGUGUGUAGUUGAGUUACCUCAGAGAUUGCCCCAAGAUGUAAGCAACUUGGGAGAGCAUAUAAAGAUGUCUUGUGGAUCUUCAUGGAGAGAGAGUCUUUGUGAAGGAGAGACACUUGAAGGAAAUAUUGAUCCUGGAAACCCAUCUGUUCUCGUCAUUAGUUCCUCUGCUUUGAGAUCUUUGGAACUUCUAAGGGGUUUGCAUUCGCUUACUAAGCAAUGUCCAGCAGUGAAGUUGUUCUCAAAGCAUUUGAAGGUUGAGGAACAGGUAACUUUGUUGAAGAAACGGGUUAAUAUUGGGAGCGGUACACCAAGUAGAAUCAAAAAGCUAAUCGAUAUAGAGGCAUUAGGACUUACACGGUUAGAUAUGAUUGUGCUCGAUAUGCACACAGACGUCAAGGGAUUUUCCUUAUUCACAUUGCCGCAAGUCAGAGAUGAAUUUUGGGAUUUGUAUAAAAACUGCUUCCAUCAGAGAGUCUUAGAAGGAAGACUACGUGUCUGCAUGUAUGGUCCAAAGCCUGCUCCAAACCUAAAGAAGAAGAAAAAAUAAGUGACUGUUCCUUAAUUGUAUCAAAUUCCAAAGAAUCAUCAAAUUAAAUCUAUACUUAUCUGUUUUUUUACCU